AUGAGUACUGUUAUACGAAAUCCGUUAUAUAAGCGUUUAAUAACACAAACAUCAACAUCUUAUCAAUCUACAUCAUCAACAGACAUUUCAGUGUCUGUAGAUUCAGAGACAUUAGCAAAACCAUCGUCAUUUUAUUCAUUUAUAUCACGAAUUAUACCAAAACGAGAUAAAUCCAUUAUUCGUCGAACAUACGAACAAGAGAGUUAUAAUGAUGAAACAUAUAUAUCAUACGCAUAUAACAAUAAAAAAGCAAAACGUUUACUGCUCAUGUUUCAUAUAUAUCGAUUAGUGAUUAUUAUUAUUUUAGUUUCGCUUACAUAUCAUUAUCAAUAA
Didymodactylos carnosus is the source of this 333-nucleotide messenger RNA. Lineage: Eukaryota; Metazoa; Rotifera; Eurotatoria; Philodinida; Philodinidae. The record is from the annotation of a GenBank genome assembly.